Molecule: messenger RNA, 1010 nt
Organism: Suillus clintonianus
Lineage: Eukaryota; Fungi; Basidiomycota; Agaricomycetes; Boletales; Suillaceae
Exons: 5
Coding region: 255-740 (161 amino acids)
Source: RefSeq, a predicted model, not a curated record
CCGGCUUGGCCUGGCCUAAUUGGGCCCGGCUUGGCUCGGCCCACGGCUUGAAGCCGGGCCAUGCACAUCACUAGUUGAAUUCCCAUAGCGCAGAUCAUAAUUUGACACUCGAGAGCCUAUACAAACUAACAACGGCUAUUAUAGAUCAAGACAUCGAAUCGUACCCGUGCAUGAGAUUAUAAUGCAGGCGAGCACCUAGCAAGCUACAUAACUCCCCCGCCGCCCAUUCAAAACAUCGAUACGUCAACUGCAAGAUGUAUAACGAAUUUAGUGUGGUUGCUUGGUGGACGUGGCUGCUUGGUAGCACUCGAGGUUUGGAUGGAGGUAUCUUUGGUGGGGAGACCACGGAUAGAGUAGGGAUUGGGGAUUUUGACUUGCUCGUUGGAGGUAUCAUUGCAGUAGCGGGCUGCGUAGGGGCUUUCUUCACCUUUACACCAACAGUAGGGCCUAGGACUAGGUCGGCAUGCCCUCCGCUACGGCGAAAUUCUGAAGCCUUGAACAGAUUCUCACUGUCACCUUCGGCGUCCACGCGCAUGUCGCAGGAACUUGCGAGGGUCAAAAGGCUAGAUGCGGAAACGGAAGAAUCAAAGGUGGAAUUCGAAUUCGAGGACCGGGUGGACUUGCGAGUGUUGCUCUGUCAGGCGUUGAGCGUCGAUAAACUGGAAGCAGAGGGAGAUUUACACAACACAGAGUCGCGUACCGUUGCCGAGAUGUAUCAGGAUGCUUUGGAAUUAGCGUGACUUCCCGUUUUGGUAACACCGCACGACGACAAAAUGCUCGAGCUCGAUGUUGAGGACAGCGAGCUCAAAUAGUUGCCUAAUCCUUCACCCUUUUCACUAGUUCUUUUGAGGGAAAAAAAAUCACCUGUAGCUUAACUAUGCUUACUUUUGGACAACACAACCCUCCUUCCCCACCUUCUCCUCCCCCCACCCUGACCGCUUUUCUGGUAUUUUCUGGACUCUAAUUGAAUAUUUCUGGCUUUGUAGAAGUUCUAAUAUAUUUAUACAAUA